Messenger RNA from Leptopilina boulardi, 6045 nucleotides. It is a transcript of the gene Ehbp1, whose product is annotated as EH domain-binding protein 1. The record is from RefSeq and is a predicted model, not a curated record. Gene Ontology annotation, molecular function: protein binding. NCBI's taxonomy places the organism in Eukaryota, Metazoa, Arthropoda, Insecta, Hymenoptera, Figitidae. The transcript has 17 exons. Bases 572 to 3430 code for a protein of 952 amino acids.
GAACUCCUACUUUCAUUACUCUAGUUGUUAUUUUCUACUGUGUCAGUGCAUUUAUAUACAAUAAGCAAAAUAGUUAUUUAUCGUAGGAGGCUAAAACGACCAUUUUCUUCAAGAUUAUAUUCAUGAAAAUAUUAGUUUUGUGAUUCAACAGUGACAUCGUGCGAUGAUCUUGAAACGUCAAACUUGGUGAGAAGCUGUCAAACAAGAAGCCAGUUAAAAGGAUAUGUUCAUCUCAUUGACGUCAAAGAAUACGUCAAGUUUUUGUGGAAGACAACGCGAUUGUGGAUUUUCUAAAUAUUUUCAUUAUAACCUCUCGAGGUCAUAACCUUAAACUUUGAGGGACGUUAAACCUUGGGACGAUUUUCGUAUUAUAGUUAUCGAUCAUUUUGCAGGUUAUCAUUCAACUAAACGUGUCGCAAAAAAAACACCAAUUCGCGUGUCGUCGUAUCAAUCUACUGUAAUAAUGAUUUAUUUACGUGACAAAGGAGAACUUUGUGAUAAUUAAUCUCGAUUUCUAAUUUUUCCAAAGCUUUAUAUGACAAGUGUUGAUUAUAACCCCAGUGUUUGAAAAAUGAGUUCCGUUUGGAAAAGACUACAAAGGGUGAACAAAAGAGCUGCUAAGUUUCAAUUCACGGUUUCCUAUCACGAGGUGACCCUUGAAACUACCACACGAUGGAAACCAAAUAAAUUAAGUGUUGUUUGGACGAGGAGAAGUCGUAGAGUUAGUUCUGAUCCAUUAGAAUGGGAACCAAGUCUGAGUAAUCCUCUAAAAGGUGCUGUUAUUUGGUCAGUGCCGGACAAUCAUACUGUUUCUGUAACUUUAUUCAAAGAUCCUAGGACUCAUGAAUUAGAAGACAAGGACUGGACCUUUGUAAUAGAAGAUGUCUCACAUACAGGCAAGCGUCGUCACGUGGCUGCUGCUAAUAUAAACAUGAAAAAAUACGCGUCGCUUGAAUCUAGUCAACAACAACUUAAAUUUGAUUUAAAACCUACCUCCAAAAAAAUUGUCAGCGCUACUUUAGAAUGUACAUUAUCAUGUGUGUUCUUAAGAGAGGGCAAGGCUACGGAUGAGGACAUGCAGAGUAUGGCUAGUUUGAUGUCAGUAAACAAUAAUAGUGAUAUCGCUCCUCUGGAUGAUUUUGACAAUGAGGAUAUUCCUGAGGAUGUCGAGGAAGUAUCUAUUAAAAAUAUGGACGAAAUACUGGAUAUUUCUGCUCAAUUAGAUCUAAUGACAAAUAGCCUUACGGAAAGUGAAUUACCAAGUACACCAAUAAGUGUGGCGAGUUUAACGAAGGACGAAACGACUCCAGUCAAUGAUCAUUAUAUUAUUCGUGAUCAUAAUAAUUUAUCGGGAAUAAAAAGUUUAAUAAAAGAUUUAUCACCACCAAAGGAAAAAAUUAUUUUCGAAAACGCGAAAAGAAAUGAACACAAUGUGUCCUUGAAAUUGCCAUUGCGACCUUUGGAUUUAAAGAAAGGAGAUACAGGUGUAUUAAGGUUGAAAGAAAUUACACCUGGUCAGGAUUUGCUUGAGUGGUGUAAGGAGAUGACUAAAGAUUAUUCCGGAGUGAAAGUAACAAAUUUAACAACUUCUUGGCGUAAUGGAAUGGCUUUUUGUGCCAUUAUUCAUCGCUUUAGACCAGAUCUUAUAGAAAUAGAUUCCUUAUUGCCGCAUGACGUGAAAGGGAAUUGCAAAAAAGCGUUCGAUGCCGGGGAAAAUUUAGGAAUUCCUAAGGUUAUUGAACCAGCAGAUAUGGAUAUUUUGACUGUACCUGAUAAAUUAGCUGUGAUGACAUAUUUGUAUCAAUUGAGAGCACAUUUUACUGGUCAUGAAUUGGAGGUACAUCAAAUUGGUAAAACAACAGAUGAGUCCUCAUAUAUGAUUGGACGUUUUAAUACCGACAAUAAAGCGGACGUGAGUGUUCAGCUUUUUGGACAAGAAAUUAUUAAUUUACGCAAAAAGGAACAGAUUGAACAGAGAAACAAUAAAUCAGAAAGCGGAAGAUGGUCUAAUCCAUUUGAUUUGAAGAAAGAAGACAAUAUUGAUUCUUUGAAGAGUCGAUUGCACUUGAGUUUAAAUACGGAUAAUCAAGACCAUGAGAAUAACAAAGAUAAAUCACCUUCAAGUGUAAAAGAAGUAAAGGAUAUAAUUUUAGCGAGCUCUAAAAGUAUUCUUGGAAAAGUUCUUUCACCAACUAAAGAGAAAUUCGCCUCAAGAGAAAAGAGUAAAUCUCCACCGAGAAGUGCGCAAAUACAACAACGUCCGAUUCUUAUGACUCGGCGACAAUUAACUGAUCCUUUCGGUAGCGAUGAUGAAGAGGAAAACAUACAGAUCGUUGAUGAUAAAAUAUCACGAUCAAUUUCUGCCUCGAAACUCUCAACAUCUUUACAAGAUAGCUUGCUUUUUUCGCCUGACAAAGGACCUCGAGCUCAAUCAGAGACGCGAGUUCUAUCGCCUUCUAAGGAUGAACAUCAUGGACAACAUCCUCUAGUUACCCGUCAUGACGAGCUUAGAGAACGAGCGAGAUUGCUUUUGGAACAAGCAAGAAAUCAAUCCAAGUCUGGUCUUAGUUCUCUAGCCACGAGCCCUGUUGAGCAAAGCGACGAAGAGAGACAACAGCAAUUGAGAGAACGCGCAAGACGAUUAAUUGCCGAGGCAAGAUUGGGAGUCACUGUUUCGAGUAAUCAAAUUACUGAUGACAAUAACAGUGAUCGAAGAUCAACUGAUGAUCAAAAUAAUAGUCCUAGAAGAAGCAUGACACCCUCAACUCCUGGUGAUCGAAUUAGUAUCAAGUCGGAACACAAUGGAAAUAUUUUAUCAAGUACUCCAGUGUCUGACGGUGAUAAAAAAUGUUCGAGUCCACUUUAUUCAUUUUCGAAAAUUAUGGAAAGAAUUUCCCCAGAAAAAACUUAUCCAGAUGGUGGUCCUUACGUUUUACGAGGGUUGGGAAAAGAUAUGACUUCGUAUAUUCAGAAUGAAUUAGAAGCUCUGGAAAGAGAACAAAGUCAAAUCGAUAUACAAGCUGCUAAACUUGAGAAACAAUUGCGAGCUGCUAUGGAAAGUGACAAUGAAGAGGAAACGGAAAGACUGAUGUCAUUGUGGUUCACUCUUGUCAAUAAGAAGAAUGCUCUCCUGAGGAGACAGAUGCAAUUGAAUAUUUUAGAAAAAGAAGACGAUUUAGAACGUAGAUUUGAACUUUUAAAUCAAGAACUCAGGAGCAUUCUUGCUGUUGAAGAGUGGCAAAAAUCAGCAGAGCAGAAAGUACGAGAGGAUCUUCUGCUCGAAGAAUUGGUUUCUAUUGUGAAUAAAAGAGAUGAAUUAGUACAUCAUCUCGAUACUCAAGAAAGAGCAAUUGAAGAUGAUGAUGAAAUUGAACGUGAUUUAUCGAGAGCCGGUUUGGCGCAAAGAAACAGAAAUUGUGUGAUUCAAUAAGAAAACACAAUUCUUUUUAGGUUUCGUUCUCACGUAGGUAUUUUACCAAAGAAAGAAAAAGCUAUUAACACAAUUGUGUACUUAUUGAGUUGCUUUUCUUUAUCCUGCUUUGAAAAACUUGAAGCUAGAGGAAUAAAAUUAACUUUUAAAGUAACUAGGAUUGAUUAGCACGAUUUUUUUUAGAAAAAUUAAAUAUCUAAAGCUUUUAAUUAUUAUGUUUACCUGUGAAAAUGAAAUGAUUAUUGAAAAUCUUAUUGAAUACCUGUGAUUUCGCAUUUGCAAUUUUCGAUUUGUCACAAAAUUAUUAAUGUUAAUAUUUCUCGAAUUCGAGAGUUAUAUAUUAUCCUUUUUAUAUUGGAAAUGAUUUACAAUCUUUGUUGAUUCAUUAUUAAAAAUUUCAACACAAUUGUGUAAAAACUAAAUUAUUAGAAAUUAAUUAAGUUUGAUAGAAGUUUAGAAACAAAUUUGAUAAAUUUUCACACACAUACACACACACCUAAGAAUUUUUAAUAUUGAAGCAAUAUUAUUGCAAUUUUGUUAGAUAAUGACAAAAGUUAAAUUUUUUGCUUCUCGUAGAUUAUCUUCUUUAGUUAAUAAUUAAUUUUUAAAGGUGACAAUUAUUUUUUUCCUUUCCAUUUUUUGAAACGCGAAAAAAAAUUUGUCACAUACUAAACGAAAUUUAAAGAAGAUUUUUUCUUUGAAUUUUUUCUGGGAUGUCAUUUUUAGUACCUGACUGAUAAUAUAUGUUAUCCUUUUUUUUCUUAUUUUCUUUUUAUUUACCUGAGCAUCCCAUAAUAAAAAAAAAAAAAGAAAAAGCUUAAAUUUCAAUUAAUUUCACGGGUGCAUACUAUUAUUUGCACAUAAAAAAAGUAAAUUUAUUAUAUAUUACCUAUAUAUAAAAUAGAAUCUUCCACUUCUGAUAUUUUUUAUUUCUAUAAUAGUUAUUUUUAUCUUUUUUACAAUUAUUAGAGCGCCAAUUUGAGUAAAGAAAUUAAAAAAUAAAAAUAAGUGUUCGAAAAUUUUUUAAAAUUUGAUAAAUCAAUUUUAAGACUAAUUAGAUAAUUUUAAUCAAAAAUAAAUUUUGUACAUCUCUUAAUAAGAAAAAAUAAACCCAAUUGUUACUAACAUUUUAUAUAUUUAAUAAAUCUAUUUAAAAAUAUUUUCUUAGGCAAAUUUAUGCUAUAUUUCUAAUAAUCUUUUAAUAUAAUAAAUCAUUAUAAUAACUUUGAUAAUUUAGAAAGUGUUUUUAAAAAAUAAUUAAUUUAGAAAAUUUCGAGUCGGAUGUUGAAGAUUCUAUUCUAAUAAAUACAUUAUAUACCUACAUGACACAAUAAUAAAAUCAACGAUAGAUAGAUAUUCACUAUUCUAGCAGAUCUUUCGAACUAUAAAUGUUAUAAAUAUAACGAAAUAUUAAAGAUUUCGACGUAAUUGUUUUUCUUUUUUUUUAAUUUUCGUCAUUAAUUUUUAUAAAAUAAAUGGUUCUAUUACACAAGCAUCUAUAGUUCGAAUGAACUAAAAAUAAUUAAACUGCUGAAAAAACUGUGACAUAAAACUGUACUCAAAAAGCCGUGCCAUAUAAUAUUCGCGACUGACUUCUCUUUGUAUAAAAAAAAAAGUUUCUGCUUAUACAGAAAAAAUCAGAAGUGUCGUAAGUCCAUUGCCACAGUGCAAUUAAACAAACAAACAAAUAUUAAAUUUUAAAGUACCUUCUAGUUUUUUAAAAAGCGUAUAAUCUGUUUUGCAUAUAGAUAUUUUUGUUUUCUCAUUUUUCUAUAGAAUAAGCUCACGUAUAAAUCCACUUUGAGUGUGAUUUACAAAAAAAAAGCAUUUUUUAAUAAAAAAAAUUCUCGACAGUAAGAAGUUUAGCCAAGAAAAAAAUUAAAUGAAUUAAAAAAAUAUAUCUGAUAAUUCAAUCAGUUCAUCUAUGAUAAUCACUAUAAAAAAUUAUCAUAUGUGCAAAAAAUGCAAAGACUAAAAUUAAUUUUAUUAUUUAUUAUUAUUACUCUUUUUAAUCCAGAUUUUUUCCAAAAUUUGUUAAUGAAACAAAAAAAUAUUUUCCGCCAGAAAAGUAGAAAAAAAAUAUUUUUAUGUUCAAAAAAAAUAUUGUCUCAAAGAUUGUUACAGGUGAACUGCGUUUUAAGAAAAAUCAGUGUUAAAUUAAUCUACAAAAAAGAAUAGACUUUCGAUUCAACAAAUAUUUUAUAUAUAUAUUAUAUUUUUUGAUUUUCAUUAAAAAUGAAUUUUUUGAUUAAUUUAACACUCAUUUUAUUAAGUAAUAGAUAAAAUAUACAUACAUAUUUACAUAAUAAGUAUAUACACGAAAAGUAUAAACAAAUCAAACGACUCAUAAAAAAAAAAAAAAAAUAGUUGGGAAAUAUUCUUAGGUUUUUUACAGUGCUCUUUCUAAUAAUUUAACUAGGAAUUCGAUCACUUGCUCGAAUUAUGUUUACCAAUUUACAUAAAACUAUUUAUUUAUAUCAGCAAAUGAAGAAUUAUCUCACUUUAAUAGUUAGAAUCGAAGGAUAUAAAAAUAAAUAAAAAAAUCUCAACACAUCGCAAAUAUUAUUUACUGGCGUUCAUGUAAAUUCAGUUAAAUAAAGAAACAUUUAAAAUUA